This is a messenger RNA of Diaporthe citri, 1425 nucleotides long. RefSeq lists its product as uncharacterized. Gene Ontology annotation, biological process: calcium ion transmembrane transport; intracellular calcium ion homeostasis. The transcript is spliced from 4 exons. The record is from RefSeq and is a predicted model, not a curated record. Gene Ontology annotation, molecular function: calcium:proton antiporter activity. The coding region runs from base 1 to 1425 and encodes 474 amino acids. NCBI's taxonomy places the organism in Eukaryota, Fungi, Ascomycota, Sordariomycetes, Diaporthales, Diaporthaceae. Gene Ontology annotation, cellular component: fungal-type vacuole membrane.
AUGUUGCGAGCUCCACAGCCACGCCAGUCGUCGUCCUCGCGGAGCAACAACAUGGCCACCGCAGAAAAGUCCAGCUCGCGCGACCCAGCGCUGCCGCAGCACGAGCCCGUCCGCCACAAGCACGACGACGGCAAUGGCUACUCGACCAUGACCCCCCACAUCAAGGCCGCCGGCGAGAGCGGCCGCCGGGGCUUCGGCACCGAGUUCUUCGGCAUCGCCUGGAGGUCCUCGUGCAAGGCCUCGUGCGCCGUCAACGUCCUGUGGCCCGUCGUCCCCGCGGCCAUCGCCGUCAAGUACGCCGCCAGGGACCAGCACCUCGCCAUCUUCAUCCUCGCCUACAUCGCCAUGGUCCCCUGUGCCAACCUCAUCGGCUUCGCCGGCCAGGAGUUCGGCCGCAAGAUGCCCCCCGUCGCCGGCGUCCUCGUCGAGACCACCUUCGGUUCCAUCGUCGAGAUCAUCCUGUUCCUGGUCUUGGCUGUCCAGGAGAGAAACGAGGAGAUUAUCAAGGCCGCAAUCCUCGGUUCCAUCUUGGCCAACCUGCUGCUCUGCCUGGGGCUCUGCUUCUGGGCCGCCGGAAUGCGCCGUGAAGAGUCCCACUUCAGCGAGGCCAUCACCGAGGCCGGCUGCGGUCUGCUUCUCACGGCUGGCAUCGGUCUCGCGGUGCCUACCGUGUUCACGCUGGCCUUCCAAAAUACCGGAGGACAGACCGCCGAGGCCCUCGCCAGCACUGUGCUGCAGGUCUCCCGCGCCACGGCCGUCAUGCUGAUCAUCGCCUACGUCGUCUACGUCUGGUUCAUGGGGCACACUCAUCAUGGUAUUUACGAAGCAGUGUUCGAGUAUGACGAGGAGCGCGAUCAUGAUGCCCACAAGGACGCACACAAGCCGAAGCUCACGCUCACUGAGUGUGUGGUUGCGCUACUGAUAUCUAUUGCCCUGGUCAGCGUCAUCGCCAUAGCCCUAGUCCAAGAAAUCCACUACAUCGUCGAGGACCACGGCAUCUCGGACCCCUUCAUGGGCCUGAUCCUCGUGCCCCUAGUAGAAAAGGCGGCCGAGCACAUCACAGCCAUCGACGAGGCCUGGGACAACCAGAUGAACCUUGCCCUCUCCCACGUCCUGGGCGCGACGCUGCAGACGGCCCUCUUCAACGGGCCCUUCAUCGUCAUCGUCGGCUGGGGCAUGAAGUUCGACAUGGGGCUCGACUUUGACGUCUUCAACCUCGUCAUGCUGAUCCUCGCCAUCAUCACGGUGGGCAACUUCCUUCGUGACCAAAAGAGCAACUACCUCGAGGGCUUCCUGAUGAUCGUCGUGUACGUUAUUAUCGCCAUCGCGGCCUUUUACAACCCCACGCUGGCGGAGGCUGGCGGGGCUGCUGGCGAGGGCACCGAGGCCGCUGAGACGCAUGCGCGAUCCCUCUUGGGGCUGUAG